This is a messenger RNA of Drosophila gunungcola (fruit fly), 7354 nucleotides long. RefSeq lists its product as uncharacterized. Lineage: Eukaryota; Metazoa; Arthropoda; Insecta; Diptera; Drosophilidae. The record is from RefSeq and is a predicted model, not a curated record.
GCAAAGCGAACGCGGAAAAGUGGAAAACUCAACUGGUGUUUGUUGCUGUUUCGAAGGGAAAGGAAAGCCCGUCGUUGGUGGGAAUUGCCAAUAGGAGAGACUCCCAGCCCGUAAACUGACAUUAUCGUUAUGGCCCGCUUUCCGAUCAUGGCCCACUAGCCGCGAUCAUGCUGAUUGUGGACAUGUUGACGCUGGCACUGGCAAAUGAGCCGAUAUGCGGCGGCAAAAUGAGAUCAAGUGGCAAGAGUGGCAGCAGCAAUAAUGGCUUUAAUGGGGAUAAUCAAGAAGGAGCAGGAGCUGGAGCAGGAGCAAUGGUGAUGGCCAACACGACCGGCGGUGGAGUAGGCCAAAACUUUGGGCCACUUUCUGGCCACUUGGCAUGCGAGGCACGCGACUCACGCGACAAUGUUGCUGCCGUGCAGUGCGAGGUGCGUCAGCAAUGCCACUCAGCGAUAGGCGGUGUGGAGGCGCGUGCGCGUGCUGAAUACACUGGCAACAACAAGGGCAGUGGCAACAGCAACAAUAGCAGCAACAACAGCAGCAAUAGCAACAACAACAGCUACAAUAGCAGCAACAAUAUCAGCAACACUAGGAGCAACAAUAACAGCUACAACAGCAGCAAUAACAGCAACAAUACAAACAAUUGCUGCAAUAAUAUCAGCAACAACAUCAGCAAUAUUAGCAACAAUAGCAGCAACAACUGCAGCUACAACAGCAGCAAUAUUAACAACAAUAGCUGCAACAACAACAGCAAUACUAGCAGCAACAUUAGCAACUCUGGCGACAACACAGCAACGGAAGUGGCCACGAAAUGUGAGUACGCGCAACUCGAGCGUGAGAGGCAGAGCGUGAGCGCAGGCGCAUACCUGCAACCACCCAAUGUGACAAUCAGCAGCAGCAGCACCACCAGCAGCAACAGCAACAACAGCAGCAGCAACAACAGUAACGGGAGCAACAACAAGGGGAGCAGCGCCUGCUCAAUACCUACAAUUGGCAGUGAGCUUUUCAAAGCCAACCUUGUGGCAGCAGCACAAGCAGCAGUCGUCGCAGCUGAGCAGCAGAGGCAGCAGCUACAACAGUCAACCAGCAGCAGCAGCAAUCAGUCAACGGAUUCUGGUCAAAAAUUGUGCAAAUUAAUUGAUUCCAGUGAAAAAUCAGUGGAAAUCAAUUGCCCCAGUCCUCGUGCCGCAGAAAAGCAGUUAAGGGGGAACAAGCAAAUAGCGAAAACUGGGCAAAUCGAAGUCGACGACGACAUCAGCAGCAGCAAUCACGACGAAAACGAAAACGAAAACGCAAACGACGACGAGGCGCGACGUACAGAAAAAAUUGUGCAAAAAAGCAGGCAAAGCGCGUUGUCUGCUCGCGCUAGAUACUUUUUUUAUCCCAGUGAAAAUGUGCAAAGUGCUACGGCAGCAGCAACAUUACUAACACCAGCAAUAUCAAUAGCAACAGCAACAGCAACAGCAACAGCAGAAGCAGCAGCGACAGGAGCAACCUUAAGCUCGAAAAAGGAGCAGCAGCAGGAGGAGGAGGAGGCGGAGGAGGCGAAGGAGGAGGCGGGGCAGGCGCCAUUGUCAUUGCCAUAUUACCAGCAAUACCCGUACCCAUUCACUUGCAAGCCCCCCAGCAACUCAUCCUUGGCUUUCUGUGGUGUUGAUAAUGUCGCUGGCAUUGCUGCUGUCCGCCCACCACAAACCUCGCCCCUUGUUGUUGCUGGCGGUUACGUGGAUUACGUGAAAAGCAUCGCUGAACAAGUGCAACACGACCAGCGACCAGCAGCAACAGCAGCAACAGCAGCAACAGCAGCAACAUGCAGCGAUUUAAAUGCAACAUCUGAGGAGAAACUCAUCGAUUGUGAGUCCUUGGUGGGCAAUACAUCAUCAGAAGUAACAGAAGUAGCAACAGCAACAGCAGCAACACCAACUGCAGUAGCAACAAGCUGCAGCGAGCAGGAUCUCAUCGAUUUUGAGCACGAUUUGGGCGAGGAUUUUGUGGCCAGCCAGCGCCUGAAGCGACUGCAGUGCAAUUUUCAGGGACGCGUGGCCAUUAGUAGUAACAUUGAUUGUGUAAAGGCAUCCUUGAGACCACAACAACAACAGCAGCAGCAGCAGCAGCAGCAGCAGCAGCAGGAGGAAGAGCAGCAACAAACAAUAAGCAUAACAAAGAAACUACCCCCAAAAGGAGACAGUCAGCACCGAACUCAAACCCCAACCCCAACCCCAAUCCAAACCCAAACUCAAGUCCCCAGCCAAACCCAGUCCAGCCAGAGCGAAGACAAUAAGACAAUUGCAGCAGUUACGGACGAAGCGGCGGACUCAAGUGCAAUUCAAUUAAAUGUGGAUGUCGAGCAAUUGCCAAAUGAAAGCGAAACAGCCAGACAAACAGCUGAAAAUCGCCAGGAGGAGCUGGAGCAGGAGCCACAUUUGCUGAAUACGCGUAGCGAGUUGUUGCCAGUGCGCAGGAUCGAGAGUAGCGGCCAAGUGGUGAUUGAAAUCGAAACGGACGGUGAGGCGGAGGAACCCGAACCGAAGAGCAGGAGCGCCUUUGUCCAGCCAGCCCAGUUGUUGUCCAGCGGACAGUUGAGGGCCUCGACGGAGGCCGGCGAUUUUGCGGCUGCCGCCUCGCUCAGUGAGUUCGAUGUCCAGCGUUUUGGUGAAUAUCUGAAGGCCGCCCGCCAAUUGCAGUGGCGCCACACAAAUCCGGAUAGCGGGGAUAACCGAAAGUAUCAGCAGGGCACUAGCGAUUUCCAGUGCUACGACGAAUUGCUGGCCGAGUUUGUCAGCGAACAGCAACAGGAUUACGGGCAGUUUGAAAGCGAUAGCAACGAAGUGAGCGAUAACGAAAGCGACAACGAUAGCGAUAACGAUUUGGCCAUCGAUAACGAUAGCGAAAGUGCCUGCCAGUGCCAUGAGUGCCUAGCCAGUCAGGAGCAGCAGACCAGAGCCAUCACUUUCGCAGUUGGCGGAGCCACAAACAGCCCUAAUUUAGCCUCGAAUCUAGUCCCAAGUCCAGCCUAUUUAGCCUUGAAUCUAGCCCCGAAUCUAGCCCCAAAUCUAGACCCGAAUCCAGACCAUCCCACCCACCUGACUAACGGCUACAAAAUGCGCGAGGUCAAUGGUCAGUUGCGCGGCCUGCUCAAGAAGCCAAAUCGACCGCCGCCGGCACGCAAAAAUCGCGUGGUCUUCGAUGAGACGCGCAACGAGUUCUUCGAGGCUGACUACAUAAUCCUGAUCCGCGAGGAUUGCGCAUACGACGAGGAGGACGAGGAGCCCUGCACCUGCGGCGAGCACGAGCUGGUGCGCCUCUGCUGCGAGGAGGGAUGCCAGUGCAACUACGCCGUCAAUCCCGCCGAGGCGGGCGAGGGCAGGACGCCACAGAGUCCCAAAUACCAGCCGCCAAUUGAGUUCGUGGACGAUGCGGCACUCAGUCCGCCCGAUGGCUACAAGGACAGCAGUCUGAAGAACACGCUCGGCGGCGCCUUGAGCGGCCACAUCUUCGGGGCGCAACAUCUGCAGCAGCUGCAGGUCAUUCAGCGCCUGCAACAGCAGCGUGCCGCGAUGCUGGCCGCCCGAAAUACCACAAGCGGUGGUCAGAUACCGCCUCCGCCCCCGCCCGUCGGCAGUGCCCAGCAGCAGCAGCAGCAACAACAACAACAACUACAGCAGCAGCAACAACAACAACAACAACCACAACAGCAGCAGCAGCAGCAACAGCAACACCAGCAACCUCAUCAUGGAGCAAUGCAGCAGCAGCAAUCGGAGGAUGACCUGCAGGGCGUUUGCACCGAGUGUGCCGAGUGCGCCGAAUGUGCGGCCAAGCAGCUCCAGGAAGCAGAAUGCAGCUCACCGCAGUGUCCGGAGGAGAUGACUCCGCUCGGGGUUCCCGCCGUGGCCAUCCUGCCACUGCACACCAGUUCCCCGGAGCGCCGCAUCACCCAGAAGGAGAUCAUCGCUGGCGAGGAGCGGCCCAAGUACGUCCUGCAGUCGCAGUACAAGCCAUCACCCACAGCAGUGGUGGUCAAGGCUAGAAAGGAGUCGGGCAGUGGGAAGGCCAGUUCCGGAUCCGGAUCCGUCUCGAGCUCCGGCUCCAGUUCCGUCUACGGAUCGACGACAAGCCAAGUCCCGGCCCCGAUCAGUAGCUCCUCGAAAAAUAAACGAUUUGUUGUUGAAACCAUUACUACUAUGACCACAGUGACCGAGCGCCGCAUCAUCCGGGAGGCGCACGAAGAUGUGGCAACCGCUCCGGGUAGUGCCGCUCCCGGCCCCGCCCCCGCUUCAGGCACCGCCCCCUCCUCAGUUGAAGCAGCUGCUGCGGAUAUGCAACCGCCCGCCUUGCCGGCCAAGGCCAGUGCCACAGCAGCAGGCGGCGCCGCAGCAGCCGCCGCAGCAGCCGCCGCAGCAGCCGCCGCAGCAGUCGCAUCAGCAUCCGCAGCAAGCCCAUCCGAGCAGCAGCAAUCCGAGGCCCAGAAACCACCACCCAUACCGCCCAAGGAGACCUCGCCCACGCAGAUCAGUGGAAUUCUUAAGGGUGGCAAGCUAUGGAAGCAGGACUCCAUCUCUCAGCAGUCGGAUGACCAGAACAACACCACAUCGGAGGACGAGAGUGGGGCCACAAAGCGUUCGGUGCGUUUUGUUACCGAGGAUCAGGCGAAUGCCGGCACCGACAGCGAUGCCCAGUCCUUGGCUGGCGAUCUGGACGACAGCGAGAACCAGAUCAACGAGCUGAUCCCCAUCAAGAAGCAUUCGACGCUUUUCAACAACGCCCUGCGUCCCAAUUCGGCAGUGCGCCAGCUCUUCCCCAGCGUCUCGGCCCAUCAGGCGCCCGUCCUCACCUCGGAGGCACUGCGGGCCUUCGAUGAGUCCAAGCGGGCCGGCUGCCUGGUCACCCACCUGCCCGGGAGCUGUGGCGACUCCGACACCCUGCGCCGCAGCAUGGAGCGGAAUAUCCUGCGCCGAUCGUUGAUCAAGAAAAAGGCUGUAAAGUCGGACAUAUCGCUGGAGGAGCGCAUCAAGCAGCUGACCUGCGACAUCGACGAGGAUCUGGCCGAGGAACUGCAGCGGGCUGUGGACGAGGACGCCGAAGCUGCCGCCGAACGGGCCGAUGAGCUGGCCCAGCGCAACAGUCCCGCCGGCGAGGAGAAUCCCAAUCCGGUGCCCGGCUCCGGUCCACCACACAAGUUUGUCAACGGCGAGAAGAGCUUCUCGCCGAGCAGCUCGGUAUCGAGCUCCUCGAGCGGUUCGUCGGCCUACAAGAAAAUCGCCGACAUCUUCAAUCGCGACAAGAAGCAGGAGAAGAUCAUGGAGAUGGAGGAAAACCCCAUUGUCAUUAUACCCCAGGAGUGUCGUUGUCCGGCAGCUCCAGACUUGGGCAUGGGCAUCCAGGUGCCGGUGGUGCACACGCAGAUCCAUCGCACUCCACCGCGCCAGACGGAGCCGAAGCGCCAGUUCCUGUCCUCCACUCUGGCCCCCCUGACCGCCUGUGUGGCUGGGAACAAGGAUGACCUAUCCUCGUACUACACACUGGCCGCCGCUGCCGCCGCCCAUCCACAUGCCCAUGGGCACGCCCACACGCAUGCGCAUGCCGCCCACUAUGCCGCCGCCGCUGCGGCGGCUGACUUCAAUAUGGGUCAGCUUUUGGGAGCGGCUGCAGCGGCCGCCGCCUCUGGAGAUCCGGCUGCCCAGCAUGCUGCUGCCAUGGCGGCUCAGGGAUUGGCCCAGGGACUAGCUGCAGCAGGAGGAGGUGGGGGAGUAGGAGGAGCUGGAGGAGGCGGAGGAGGAGAGGACCCCCGCAAGGUGGCGCCCGAUGUGAUUGCAGGAACGCCGGGACAGGAGAUUGCCGGUCGGCCGGAGCAGGACGAACUGGCCGCCUUCGCCCAGGCGGAUGCCAAGCGGACCGAGCAGCUCAAGAAGCGGUACACGGGAGCGGGCUCGUCGGAGCCCAGCCAAUCGCAGGCCAGCAGCGAUGACGACGAACAGAACGACUAUGGGUUCAACAAGCGGCCCUCGGUGCGCGGCAUCAAGCCCAAGUUCAGCUCGACCAACGAGAUAUUGGCCCAAAUGCAGGAGCAGCUGAGUGCGGCGAUACCCACGGUGGUCAAUAGCCAGCCAGUGCAGCAUGCUGUGAAGGGCUAUGCCAUGCCCAAUACGCUCAAGCAGAAUCCCUCGCCGCAGAAUGUGCCACAGAAUGUGCAACAGCAGCAGCAGCAACAACAGCAACACCAGCAGCAACAUCAGCAGCAACAUCAGCAGCAGUUGCAGCAACAGAUGGCCGCUGCUCUGCAGAAGACCGAGCAACGGACGUGGAGUUUCUACAGCGAGACCGGGGAGCAGCAGCGCUUCCCCAUGGACGCGGCCGCUAUCCAGCAGACCUACUAUCAGACCCUGCCCGCCGGCACCAUGUUCCGGCAGACGAUGAUCCAGCAGGGCGCCACUGCGGCAGGCGGCGGUGCCGACGAUGCCUCGCUGUUGUACGCCGCCGCAGCGGCUGCCCAAAAUUGCCAGAGCGUCACCGCCACGGCAACCGCAACGGCCACCGCCACCGCCACGGCCAUCGAGCAGAGCAAGCACAGCAGCUACAGCAGCCACUUCGCCCGCAGCCCCACCCGGCGGCCCGAGUCGCCGCCGCCGCUGCGCAACUACCACCAGACCAUGGUCCUCAUCCCGUACAACGCGGAGACCUACUCCCAGUUCGCCACCAGCAGCAGCGGCGAUCCCAAGCUGGCCCACAUCCAGCGGCAGAAUAUCCUCGAAUACCAGCAGGUUACCCAGCAGACGAUUCGUGUGCCCAUUGGCUACGCCCUGCCUGGCAUGCAGUUGCAUGUGGUCGGUGGGCGUGGCCACGCCGCCCACUACGCACAGCACCAGCAGCAGCACCAGCAACAACAACAGCAGGUUCAGCAACAGCAGCAGCAACAACAGCAGCAACAGCAGCGCCUGAUGCAAGGACACUAUCAGUUUGGACCGGAGGGCGGAAUGCCCGGUUUCAGUGAGCGUGGAGUGCCCGAAGGAGCGGCGGCUGUUUCGCACAGCGAUUGCAAUGCCAUGGUAUCGCCGACCUCGGCGGCAGCAGCAGUACAGCAGCAACAGCAACAGCAGCAGCAGCAACAACAGCAGCAGCAGCAGCAACAGCAGGUUGCCGGUGGUGUGGGUGUGGGCGUGGGCGCCCAGGCACAGGGAUCCGUUUACUAUGCGAUGAACGUAUGACCCACGCUCGAAUAGUCGCUGCCAGCGGCGGUCAUUGUCGAGCGCCGCCAGUGUCAACUAGUCGAAAUGUCAGCGACUUCAGUGCAUUUGGGGAGCGGCGGCAUGGGCGGCAGAUGAGCGCCAGCCCCGCUAGAUACCUCGAGUUCCCAUGA